Molecule: messenger RNA, 7788 nt
Organism: Xyrauchen texanus (razorback sucker)
Lineage: Eukaryota; Metazoa; Chordata; Actinopteri; Cypriniformes; Catostomidae
Gene: frem1a
Product: Fras1 related extracellular matrix 1a
Exons: 37
Coding region: 388-6921 (2177 amino acids)
Biological process (GO): cell communication
Cellular component (GO): membrane
Source: RefSeq, a predicted model, not a curated record
UUCCACACAACACCCUCCUCCUUCCCUUCUCCCAUCACUGUGCAGGGGUGUGGAUUGCCAUCGGGGCUCAGGACUCUUGUCAAUUAGACAGUUGCUGUGGAAAGCAGUGGUGUGCUUUGAGUCAGCAGGGAGGAAGAAGGAACACAAACAGUUGUGGAGUGAUUUCAGAUAUUACUUGAACAUCAAUGGAGAGAGAGUGUGGAUACUGACAUCAUGUUCUGAAAACCCAUAAGCAGUGUUUAUGACCCUCUCAGUCUAGAAGAAAGGAACUUUGAAGAUGAUUUUGCAUGAAAACAUUCACCAGGCACAGCAAGCCCAAACAAUCGUUCCUCAAUUCAAUAAUUCUCUCAUAUCAACUGAGGUCUUGAUCCUCAUAAACUGAACAGGAUGGAUCCAAAACCCUGGGCAAUUCUUUCUUUCCUUUUUCUGGGGCUUUUUCACCACAUUCAGGGCUCUCUGGUGAAGACCAAUUUUGGGCUCAGGGUGAAGAGGGGGCAGUCAGCGUUUCUACAGGAGGGGGACCUCCAGUUUCAUAUACCCAAAGCAAAGGAUGUCUGCAAGGUGGAAGUUGUGCUGAACGAGCCCAUUACACAACGGGUCGGCACGCUGUCCCCACAGGUUUUUGACUGUCACUUUUUUGCUGACGAAGUAAAAUACACUCAUAAUGGUUGUCCUAUCUUAGAAGAGGACACUGUUAAACUUCGUCUAUACAGAUUUUCAGAGACAGAAACCUACACUGAGGUGUUCUCUCUUCAUAUUGAAGUAAUGGAACCUGACUGUAAUGUGAUUAAGUUGGGACCACUGAGUCUUGAGGUGCCAGAGUUCUAUGGCCUCUCCAAUGUUAUGGAUGGUAAUGUGGUGUCCUUUCACUAUGAGCACCGACAUAAUAUUGAGUGCACAGUUUGGGUGACUACUCUGGAGACACAUCUACCUGGUCAUGGUCAGCUGGUCACUGGAGAGCCUGAGAAACCAGAAGGACCAAGAGGGGAUGAACCAGACAGCUUUGUUCCUCUGCGAAGACAACUGGACAAUAAAGCUAGAGCUCACUGUAAGAGUGAUAACUGUCUAAAGGGACUGAAACUGCUGAAAAUCAUCAAAGUGCCCUGCAGUGAUUUCCUCAUGAUGGGCAUUCGCUACCAUCAUAUUGACCCUCCAUCUCCAAACAUAGACUAUAUUGCCAUUAGACUGGACCUCACAGACACGAGAAGCAGGAGCAUCAUCCAGACAGAGCAGGCCUGGAUCCCUGUGACCAUUAAAGAUGCCAUGCCCAAUCAGCCACCCAAGCCUGCAUUUAUGUCCAUGUUCAUCUUGGAGGUGGACCAGUUCAUUUUGACUCCACUCACCACGGCAACACUGGAUGCAGAGGACACCGAAACACCCAACCAGAGGCUGGUGUUUAACAUCACCAAACCUCCUAGAGAGGGCUUCAUCACCCAUCUGUCUGAUCACACCAAACCAAUCUCCUCCUUCACCUGGGUGGAUCUCAAUGAUAUGCUGAUCAGCUACCAACCACCAAACUCCAGCCACACACAGCGCCGGAACUAUGAGGUAGAGUUUGAGGUGUAUGAUUUCUACUUUGUGAAGAGCCAGCCUAUGAUGGUACAUGUGUCAGUCAGGACAGCUGAUACCAAUGCACCAAGGGUAUCUUGGAACAUGGGUCUCAGCCUGUUGGAAGGUCAAUCGCGUCCAAUCACAUGGGAUCAGUUGCAGAUUGUUGACAACGACAACCUGAAAGCUGUGAAAAUAAUUACUGUAGAUGGCCUUCAGCAUGGGAGAAUGUCUGUCAGAGGAGGAAGAAGUUUCAUGUUCACUGUAAAUGACAUUAAGGAAGGUGUGGUGAGCUACCACCACGAUGACAGUGACACUACUAAAGAUUAUAUAGCGUUCCGGAUUACUGAUGGUUUGCAUCAGACUAGACACAAGUUUCCCAUCAACAUCCUGCCCAAAGAUGACAGUCCACCGUUCCUCAUCACUAAUAUGGUGCUGGAGCUGUAUGAAGGUCAGAUGGCUCUUUUGAGGGGAUCCAUUCUACAAGCCUGUGAUAUGGACUCCAAUGAUGACUACAUUAUGUUCAACAUCACCAGACCACCUCAGGCAGGAGAAAUCAUGAAGAUGCCAGGUCCUGGAAUUACAGGUUACCCUGUGACCCGUUUUCUUCAGAAAGACCUGUUCCAUUCCAUCAUUUAUUAUAGUCACUCCGGCAAUGAGGUGUUUGAUGACUCUUUUGAGGUGGUGCUGUCUGACUUUCAUGACCCUCCUAAUCUUUCAGACCCUCAGGUUAUUGUGAUACAAAUUCAGCCAGUCCCUGAUCAGCCUCCACAAGAGGCACCAGGUGUGACAAGAUCCUUGGUUGUUAAUGAGACCGAUGUAAUUUUCCUGACCAAGCAACAGCUGCACUUUGUUGAUUUGGAGUCACCAGAUAGUGAGCUCACAUACACCGUCACCACCCCACCCUUCUACAGCACCACCUAUGGAGGGUCAGAUGCUGGAAGGUUGUUCAUGGUUGAUAGUAUCCCAAAAUGGAAGAAGGACCCAAAUGCCCCAAUGCUGAGACUUUUCACCCAGCAUGCAAUCAACUACAUGAAAGUUGCUUACAUGCCACCCAUCCUGGACAUUGGGCCAUACUCCCAGCACAUCCAGUUUGUCCUGUCAGUGACCAACCAGCAAGGCAGCACAACCACUGGAAUCUGCUUCAACAUAACGGUUUUACCAGUGGACAACCUUGCACCAGAGGUGUAUGUGAAGCAGUUGACAGUGCAUGAGGGGGCAGAGGGCCGAGUGAGUGAAGACCACAUUCGUCUAACUGACCAGGACUCAUUAGAGGACUCUCUGUGUGUGCAGCUAAACACGGGACCCCAGCAUGGCAAUAUUUACCUUGAUGGCACCCCCAUGAGUCCGGGCCAGACUUUCACAGUGAGGGAUCUGAAAAGCCUAAAAGUUAGAUAUCACCAUGACAGCUCUGAGACAGAUCAAGAUAAUAUUAAAUUCAUAGCCACUGAUGGGAUAAAUAUUGCUGACUUUGUGCUACAUGUCAAGGUGACACUAGUCAACGAUGAGGUGCCAGUCCUUGUGCGUGGUCUGAACCCCAUUUUAUCCUGUGCAGAGGGACAAGAAGUGCUCAUCACCAUAGAUUACAUCUGUGCCACAGAUCCUGACAGUGAUGAUAGCACGUUGAUGUAUUUGAUUGCCCGGCAACCAUAUUAUGGGGUAGUUCAAAGAAAUGGCAUUGUGGUUGACCGUUUCAUUCAAGCGGAUGUAACUGCUGGCUUAAUUUCCUAUAGGCACACAGGACAAGAGAUUGGGCUACAGCCUUAUCAUGACAUCAUAACGUUUGUGAUCUCUGAUGGAGAAUCAGAGCCAGUUCCUUCCUGUUGCGAUGGCAAGGCCACUUUAUUUAGUGCACAAACACCUCAACUCCAGAACUCCCUGCCUGUCUAUGACCUUAAUAUCACUGUUUAUCCUGUCAACAACCAACCACCAUCUAUUGCUAUUGGAGAGGUGUUCAAGGUGGAUGAGGGUGGGUCGACCGCUAUCACAGUAACCCAUCUGAGAGUUGAAGAUCAGGACACUCCUCCAGAAGAUCUGGAGCUCAUCCUGGUUGCUCCUCCACAGUAUGGCUACAUAGAGAAUAUCCUGCCCAGUCCAGGCUUCGAAAAGAGCAAUAUGGGAAUCAGUAUUGCUUCUUUCAGGUACAGGGAUGUGUUGAACGGCCACAUUAACUAUGUCCAGUCAAGACACCAGAGGAUGGAGCCUACCACUGACCAGUUCAUGCUGUGUGUUUCUGAUGGAAAACAGCAGUCCACUUCAGUCCCAUUCUACAUUAUAAUCAGUCCAACCAAUGAUGAGAUACCAGAAUUCCUGGCCAGAAAUAUCACGAUUAAAGAAGGAGACAUGAGAGAGUUGGACCCAUCUGUCAUCAGUGCAGUGGAUCUGGAUAUUCCCAGAGACCGAUUAAUAUUCAGCAUAAUCCAGCAGCCCCAGCAUGGCUCUAUUAUGAGUGUGCCACACCGCAAUGACAUGAUGCAUCACAAAAGACUGAACAAGCAUAGAUCUGAGAUCCCUGUAGAACACUUCACCAUGGAUGACCUCAGGAAUGGCAUGGCUCUGAUGUACAUGCAUGAUGACUCUGAGAGUGAGCAGGAUGGUUUUAUCAUUCAGCUCUCUGAUGGAAAACACCAGCUCCAAAGACACAUGCAGGUUAAAGUGCUGCCAGUCAAUGAUGAGGAGCCACAUAUUAUAAGGAACACAGGGAUUGAGAUAGAGGCUGGGGAGUCCAGGUUUAUCUCCAGUGCUGUACUCAGUGCAGAAGACAAAGACACUCCAUCCUCUGAAAUCAUCUAUGUGUUUGAGAGUUUACCCAUUCAUGGAGUCAUUCAGAUUAAGAACCCACUAACAGACUGGGUGUCUAUAACUGCAGGAAUGAACUGCUCUCAGGAGGUUUUGGAUAUGAACCUGUUACGUUACCUUCACACUGGUCAGACUGGAGCACUCACUAGUGAUUUCUUUGUCUUCCAUCUGUUGGAUGGCAAGAACCACUCUCCAGCUCAGCACUUCUACAUUGCAGUUAAAGAACUGGAGAAAGGAGACAUAGCAUUGAUCGUGAGGCCUGUGAGAACUAGUCGCGGAGAGCGUGUGGUCCUCACUACAGGUGUCUUGCUGGCUGUAGACGGCACUGAUAAGCCAGAGGAACUGCUCUACAUUAUCACUGUACCUGCAGCACAUGGACACGUGGAGUACAUCAAAAACACCGGAGUGCAAAUUCAGUCUUUCAAUCAACUGGACAUAGCAGCAAACCUGGUGUGCUAUGUACAUGACAACAGAGCCACCUCAUCUAAAGAGACACUGCAGUUUGUGGUCAGCAAUGGCAAAUCAACUCGCAGUGGAACGCUGGAGAUCUUGGUGGAAAUUACUGAUAAAGUUCUGCCCACGUUAGUGCAAAAUGCUGGUCUACGGGUUCCCCAAGGGUCCACCAUAUCUAUAACUCCUGAUGCGUUGUUCCUAUCUGACCCUGACACCCCACCCACUGCCUUGAUCUAUAAGAUAGUCCACCCACCCCAGUAUGGCCAGUUGCUUUUGAAAGGACAACCUCAGUUCACUGGUAGUAAUUUUACCCAACAAAACAUUCAUGACCUGGAUGUGGCAUACAGACACUCUGGUGGAGCUUCUCAGAUUGAUCACUUCAGGUUCACAGCCUCUGAUAGCACAGAGAGUGGCUUCCUGGUUGAUGGAAAAGUGCAAACUGAGCCAGUCUUCUUCACACUACAAAUUGAAGCACUGGACAGCUCUGCUCCACAGAUAGUAGUGCUUGAAACUUUGUGGAAAGUGGAGCUUCUCAAAGAUGGUCGUUAUGGGAUCUUCAUUUCAUCAAGAGAGCUUAAGGCUCAGGAUUCUAACUCUGUAGAUGAAGAUCUUAUCUAUCACAUCCUCAAAGCACCUUACUUUGGGUACCUGGAAAAUUAUACCAAUGGUGAGUUUGUGAGGCAGCGUUUCUCUCAAAGGGAUCUUAACAAGAGGAAUAUUCUCUUCAUUAUAAACUCUGCUCUGGACGCUCUAACCGACAGUCUGGAGUUUGCUGUUUCUGAUGCACUUGGCAACACUGGACCCUCUAAAAAAUUGGAGUUCAGUUGGGCGAGUGUUGAGCUGGCAAACUCUGAGUAUGUUAUAUGUGAGAAUCAGGGAUCAGUCUCACUUACCAUCCAGAGGAGUGGAAAUGUACAGGACUCAUCUUAUGUCACUGUACAGGUGAAAGAACUAACAGCAUCCGCUGGAAAAGAUUUUAUAUCUACUCCCGUAUCUUUGAUUCAGUUCGACCCAGGUAUGGUCAGUCGAGUUUGGAGCGUGGAAAUAAUUCAGGACUCUUUGGAGGAGGCCGAUGAGAAAUUUGAGGUUAACUUGGUCUCUCCAGUAGGUGCAGUACUGAGAGGCAACACAAAAGCCACCUUCAUUAUAAAGGACAAAAAUGGGAAGUGUAAUGAGAACCAUUUGAAAGUGGGCACUAGUCUUCAAGGUCAAGAGGUGCAGCCAGGGCCAUACCGUCAACACGGCUCCAUCCAGGUGGAGACUUUACCAUAUUCUGAAGUAUACAUCCGAGGUGAUGGUGAUGUAAUAGCUGAGACUCCCUCUGCUGGAAAGAAAAGACUCAAAGUCAUUGGGAAUGGUAACGUGAUUCAACCCUCAGAAACAAUACAUCAUGGAUCUGAUGUCAUUUACAAAUAUCAUGGUCUCAUAUCGAUGGCAGUUGAGGAUGACAACACAGACUCAAGAACAGGCAGACAGGCCAAAGUACACGUGACCAGCAGGGGGCAGCAGGGCUCUCUCCUAGUCAGAGAGACAAAACGAGAAUCUUCCCUUCACACAAACACUCGCCAACAUAUUACACCUCAGAGGAUCGCUCUCAAACCGGCUUCUAAACCCUGUAAACCUGACCUUAUUGGAUUUCUCCAUUACAAUGACAGCUUAGGUCAGUUGUUUCGCUGUAAUGGUGACACCUGGAGGCCAUGGGCUCCAUCAAAUGAGACGGUGAAAGCACAGAAAUGUCCUCGAGGAUGGACGUACCACAACAACUUUUGUUACUUACUGAGCACAGACCGCAAAGCCACAUGGAGCACUGCAGCACAGGCAUGCAGAGAAAGCUUCAAUGGAAACCUGGUCAGUAUUUUGUCAAAAACAGAUAUGGACUGGCUGUGGGACUUCAGCGAAAGGAAACCUUUUUGGAUUGGACUGAAUGAAGGUGAAAGUAAAGGCCGCUGGGAGUGGGCGGGUGGGGAACCUGUCAGUUACACCAACUGGAGGAGGAGCCCUCCAAAAAACAGGCGGAAGGGAACAAGGAAGUGUGUCCUGGUCUGGAGGAAGACAAAAUGGCAAAUACGAGACUGUAAGAAAGGAAAGGGCCAUCGCUAUGUGUGUUAUGUUAAAACAUGAGUUGCAGAUGGGCUGAUGCUGAGCAAGGACAUUCGUAGCUUCACAGUGCCCCUCCCAAAGACUGCUCCCCUCAGUGCGUUACAUAACAUGGGUGGAUACACAUAUUAAUCAUGUGCACAUCAUUAAUUGAGAAACUGAAAAUGAAACGUGUGCUUUGUGAACUUUGUCAUAUCAUAGAAUUACUAGAGGCCUCAAUGUAAAGUGGUUGCCAUGGUUGUUAAGCAUAUCGGGAAUAUUUAUACAUAACAGUGCAGUGAAUAUCAUGCAUGCGGUAUUGUGUGUGUGUGAUGUAUAGAAAAAGCCACCAGCACAGAAUGCAUCAAGCAAUGCAACUGACUGUUACUAUAGCCAAGUGAUUAAAAGCUACACAUUUUAGAGUUAUCAAGAGGACUGUCAUAUAAUGUAAAUGUAAUAUAUGCUCAUCCAGUACUGUAUGUCAAGGUUAUUUUUACAUAUUUCAUUAUUGUAUAUGUUCUGUAUGCUCUGAGAUUUUCCAUGUUUUGGGACCAAAUAUCUGGACCAAAAUAACACUAUGUACAAGAAAGUAGUUUUAUAUUUUUACAAGCACCUAUGCAAUGUUUUAUUUUUAUUUUGUAACAAGCACAACUUCUGUAAGUUUUUUUUUUUUUAAUCUUAAUUCAUUACAUUGUCAAAAACAUUCUCUCAUAAUAAUUACACGUAACACAUAAGAAAAGGGCAAGAGGGAACAACGUUACAAUCGUAAGAAUGUUUUUAUUCCUCCAGAAAUCAUUGACUUGCUCUAGUAGAAAUAAUACAAUAAAUUCUAUAAAAAUAACUGGUGGUGUUUUGUUUGUUAAAAUAAUUCAAAUUCUAUAUUUAAAAAAAUAAAAAGUACAAUUAUAUUGA